This is a messenger RNA of Trichomonas vaginalis G3, 936 nucleotides long. RefSeq names its product protein ubiquitination. The record is from RefSeq and is a predicted model, not a curated record. The coding region runs from base 1 to 936 and encodes 311 amino acids. Lineage: Eukaryota; Parabasalia; Trichomonadida; Trichomonadidae. The transcript has a single exon. Gene Ontology annotation, molecular function: protein binding.
AUGCAUGUUGCUAUUUUGGUUCUGUCAAUAUUUUUUAUUUUUUUUAUCUCAAAUUUAAAGGCUGAAAUCACUCAAGAAUCCCUUCAUUUAGCUUGUGUGGGUGGAAAUACAGAUAUUAUCAACGAAUGCCUGAAAGAAAGACAAAUAGAUGAAAAAUGUAUACAAUUCAUUGCUGAGUCACAUAAUAAUAAAUUGCUCGAAUACAUUAUUGACAGAAAUUUGUUCGAUUUUUCAUCACCUUUUACGGAAAUUGAAUUUGACCAAAUUAUUGAUUCACGAAACUUAAAAUUUGUCUUUCUUAUAUCUGAGAUAAAUCAAAAUUCAAUAAUUCCAUGGGGUGCAGGAUUCCCAGAAACCCUUGAAUACUUAACUGAGUGCAAAUUUGAAUUCAAUACCAAAAAUAAGUAUGGAAAAAAUGCUCUUCUUUAUGCUUUAGAAAAUAAAUGCAUGGAAACUGUAAAAUAUUUGAUUUCAAAUGGUGUGGAUGUCAAUAUUAAAGAUAGAAAAAGAAAAUCUGCUCUUUGUUAUGCAGCAAAAAGUGAUUGCAAAGAAGCAGUAGAACUUCUAAUUUCACAUGGAGCUGAAAUCAAAUCAAAAAGUGGGUACCUUAGAUUUACUACGGGAGCAAUUGAUAAAAAUGCUUUUCAUUAUGCAGUUAAAAAUAAAAACGGAGAAAUAAUAGAGCUUCUUAAUUCACAUGGUGCUGAUUUUAUACCUUUUAUAAAAGAAGCAAUAGCAUCUGAAGAUAAAGAAGGAAUUGAAUUUUUUAUUUCUCGUGGUUUUGAUAUCAAUACAAAAGAUAUAGAUGGCAGAACACCUCUUCAUCUUGCCACAGUAUUCCAUCAACGAGAAAUGGAAGAAUUCCUUAUUUCACAUGGUGCAGAUAUCAAUAUAGAAGAUAACCAUGGAUACACACCUAAUGAUCUAAAAUGCUAA